Molecule: messenger RNA, 1116 nt
Organism: Mycena indigotica
Lineage: Eukaryota; Fungi; Basidiomycota; Agaricomycetes; Agaricales; Mycenaceae
Exons: 6
Coding region: 25-1116 (363 amino acids)
Cellular component (GO): nucleus
Source: RefSeq, a predicted model, not a curated record
ACAGUGAGCCUAACGAGAACAACGAUGUCCGACAAAGCCAAGGCUAUGGGCAUCAGCGCCGGCUCAUUUUUGGAUCUCAAGGCAGAGCUAUCAAAACGACAAGGGGAUUUCGCGCGGAAUAAGGCAGCCGGAAAGUCAAGUUAUGUAGUUGGGGGAGUCAAGCGACCAGACAAGAAACCUACAGUAUGGGCGCGCCAAAAUAAGGGUGUGAACAACCGCGCUUUGCGAGAUUUGGAACUGGAAGCCAUCAGCAAACCCACAUUGGAAUCUGCUCGAGCUGCCCUCGAACGCAAGGCCAAGAUUUACGACAAAUUGAAGAAAGGACAGACAGGCGGUCUUUCGGACAAGCAAUACGACGCACUUUUAGUCGAUUUUGACUCCAAGCCUUCCGAGCGUUAUGAGUCGGACAGCGAUGAUGUUGAUGAAUCUCUCACUUUACCAACCGCGCCAGAGGAUGACCCCAUGGUAGAAUAUGAGGAUGAAUUUGGCCGUCUCAGAACAGCUCGCCGCUCAGAGGUGCCAAGAGAUCUGGCGCCGUCGGAAAAUAAAGAAGACUAUGACUCUGAUGAGGAUCUCAUCAUUAUAGGAAAUCCUGUCGGACACUUUCCUGUUUAUCAGCCAUCCGCGGAGCGAGUGGCACAAAUCGAGAAGGAGCAUGCAGAGGAGAACAAUCCCCUGGGGGUUCACUAUGAUGCGACUGGAGAGAAUCGUGCGAAAGGCGCUGGUUUCUAUCAGUUCUCGGCAGACGAACUCACGCGUAAAGCACAAAUGGACGAACUAAAGGCGGCCCGCGUGGAAACCGAAAAGACAAGAAAGGAUACUGGUGCCAUGGAGAUUCUGCCUGGAGAGAGCGAGGGGAUGCAAGAUGCAUCAUCUAGCAGUCGGAGUCGAACUAUGGAAAAGAGGAAGCGGGAAAUUGAAGAACGACGCAAACUACUCGAUGCCAAACGCCGCAAAGUUGGCCAAGAUGCCCUUCCUGUAACACCUCCAGUGGCUGCGCCAGAUCCAUUUGCUGCUUUGGAAAGCGGAUCAAGUACAUCCAAACCACCAAAAACAGCGGCAGAUGCUUUCCUAGACCAGUUGCAGAACGAUUUCUUGAAUGGAAAACGGAAAUAG